Messenger RNA from Oppiella nova, 708 nucleotides. NCBI's taxonomy places the organism in Eukaryota, Metazoa, Arthropoda, Arachnida, Sarcoptiformes, Oppiidae. The record is from the annotation of a GenBank genome assembly.
AUGUCUGAAACGACGACAACAACGGCGACGACGACGCCAUCGAAGGCUAAGACCCCGAAGAAGGCGAAGAGCGGAUCGGCUGCCAAGAAGAGCAAACCCGCGGCCACUCAUCCGCCGGUCUCUGAAAUGGUUUUGGCGUCGAUCGCGAGUCUGAAGGAGAGGAACGGGUCGUCCUCUCAGGCCAUCAAGAAGUACAUCGCAGCCAACUAUAAGGUCGACGUCGAGAGACUCCAGCCUUUCAUUAAGAAGUACUUGAAGUCUGCGGUCACUAACGGAGCGUUGACUCAAACCAAAGGCAAGGGAGCGAACGGGUCCUUCAAAUUGGCCGCAAAUGCCGCCAAAAAGAGCACUAAAAAGACCGUCAAGACUGCGAAGAGUGCUAAGAGUGGCACCAAAUCCAAGAAAUCGAGUCCCAAGAAGACGACCGCAAAGGCGCCCAAAGCCAAGACCACCACCACAUCGACCACAACCCCAUCCACAGCCGCCGCCCCCGACCACAGCCAACCCAAGCCUAAGGCCAAGAAAGUGACCAAAAAGUCACCGAAAAAGGCGACCAAAGCUAAGAAGACGGUCGAGAAGAAGUCGAAAACACCAAAGACUGCGAAAUCACCGAAAAAGUCCGUCAAGAAGUCAUCGAAAGCCAAACCCGCCGCCAAAAAGACACCGAAAAAGGCCCCCAAAAGCAAGACAGCGCCCAAAAAGGCUUAA